AUGGAUGUACACAAACACAUGCUUGCAAUAGCACUUUCGCUUGGCAUGCUAGGACUGAGCAUUGCACGUGCAUUUUUCAGAAGGCAUUCCAUAAAAGACAAGCAUGUUCUGAUUGUUGGGGGAAGUAGCGGGCUUGGGCUUGCCUUUGCAAAGAUACUGAAGAAGGCAGGCAAUACAGUUACAAUAACAUCGCGAAGCAUCGAGAAGCUUGCUGCGCUGGAGAAAGAGUGGGGAUUCAGGACCAAGAUGAUGGAUGUCGGCUGCAUAGGCACAUGCCUUGACUCCACGGCAUACGAAUACAUAUUCUGUUGUGCAGGGAUUGCACAUCCAUCAUAUUUCAUCGACCAACCGUUUGAUCGUUUUCAAGAAUCUAUCAGCACAAACUACCUGGGCACUGUUGCAGUUCUGAGUCAUUAUGCCAGAGUCAACAAAAGGCCGUUUGCGUUCAUCAUGGUAAGCUCCACUUUGUCGCUGUUUACAUUUCCUGGAUUCGGAUCGUAUUCGCCAUCCAAAGCUGCACUCGUGUCUCUGUUUUACACUGUUCGGGAUGAAAUGGAAAAACUGGGCAUCUAUCUUUACAUAUACAACACAGCAUCCAUUCUGACGCCUGGAUACAUCAGAGAAAAUGCAACAAAGCCGUCUUACACAAGGUCAAUCGAGGAAAUGUCGGUUCCGUGUUCUGCAGAGCAGAGAGCCAUGACGUUCCUGAAUGCCAUGCACACAAGAAGGGCUGUUCCAUCAGAUACAUUCACAUAUCUAUGCCAGAUCAGGCACGACUGCGAAUGCAUGAUUGACUACCUUCUCUUUCCAGUUGCUGUAGUCGUGGUUUGUGCAUCAAAAGCAUUUUGUAAAUGGAGAUUCAGAAGAGUAUAA
Molecule: messenger RNA, 873 nt
Organism: Ordospora pajunii
Lineage: Eukaryota; Fungi; Microsporidia; Ordosporidae
Product: dehydrogenase
Exons: 1
Coding region: 1-873 (290 amino acids)
Biological process (GO): sphingolipid biosynthetic process
Cellular component (GO): endoplasmic reticulum membrane
Molecular function (GO): 3-dehydrosphinganine reductase activity
Source: RefSeq, a predicted model, not a curated record